AUGCUGGCGCUGAGCGCCGCCCGCCGCCUGCUUCGCCCGCCCGGGGACCUGUUACAGCCGCUGGGGAUCGGCUGUAUAGGGAUGACCGGUGCCCGUGGUUGCGCGGCCGGUGCACCGAACCCAGUGGUGUACUUGGACGUAGGCGCCGAUAACCAGCCGCUGGGACGCGUCGUGUUGGAGCUGAAAGCUGAUGUGGUUCCAAAGACAGCAGAAAACUUCAGAGCUCUUUGUACUGGUGAAAAAGGAUUUGGGUAUAAAGGAUCCACUUUCCACAGAGUGAUUCCUUCAUUUAUGUGCCAGGGUGGUGAUUUUACAAAUCAUAAUGGAACUGGUGGAAAAUCCAUUUAUGGCAGUAGAUUUCCAGAUGAAAAUUUCGUACUUAAGCAUGUAGGACCUGGUGUCCUCUCAAUGGCCAAUGCAGGACCCAAUACAAAUGGAUCUCAGUUCUUCAUUUGCACUGCAAAAACUGACUGGCUAGAUGGAAAACAUGUUGUUUUUGGGCAUGUGAAGGAAGGAAUGGAUGUUGUGAAAAAAAUUGAGAGCUUUGGUUCCAAGACUGGAAAGACCUCCAAAAAGAUUGUCAUUACUGACUGUGGACAGUUGUCCUAGCCUUUUGCCCUACCAUUCAGGACAAUUUUGAUGCUGUGAAAAAUGAAUCCUAAAAAAACUCAAAACAUUUCUGGUCCCAUGAGUAGCACCUCUGGAGCCAUAUUUUCUGUUUAACUUGGUCCAACUUUUAUACUUAUUUUAACAGUACAGAUUAAAACCAAACCAGUAACUGAAAUGUUCGAACUGAUCUACCUUGGUAGUCACACUGAUGUGGCAGAGUCCCAUGGCAUCUGAAAGAAGUAGUACAGUCACCCAGAGCACAUCUGACUGCAGCGCUGAGGCUGUUCUUAGUGUUUGGUUAUUUUGGGUGUUAGAAUCAGUAGGGGAGUUUGCAACUAAGUGCUCUGUGAUGGAGGCUUAGGUAUAAAAUGAGAAAUGUUUCCUUUGGUGUUGUGCAUCUUGUUUUGAAAAAAUAAUGCUAACAAGACCUUUCAAGGCUGCCUACAACAGGACUGACAGGCAUUUUUUUUUUCUGUGUUUUAAUUUUAGUCUACCCAAUAGAAUUAAUGUGCAAUUGUGGGCUUUGAAAAAAUAAUUCUGGUUCAAUUUUUAUUUGCUUUUUUGUUUUACGUUGGGGUUUUUUGGUAGUUUCAGACCACUGUUUAAACUCUACUGUACUUUGCUUCAAUUGAGUGAUUUGAAGGGUUCAGUAAAAGGCUUUAGUUUGAGUUACCCUGCUACUAGAGCUCUGCCUGGGCAGUAAGACCACAAAUCAGCCAAAAGAUCAUGGGGCUAUUUUAUUAUGCAACUGUGAAAUUAUUUGAAAUGCACUUCUGCUCUGAGAUCUGUUUUUGUAAGGGAUAUAGUAGGUCUCAACAGAUAGCCUUGAGGAUGUAGUGAGCCUGUUUGAGAAAAAGGUUUCAUUCCUUUUUGUCCUGUUGAUUCCAUGAAGUCAAGCACGCCUUGGGUAUUACUUGAAUUAUACAUCAUCAUCAUCAUCAUAAGUCAAAAUUGGUCACCAUGAAAUCACAAGGCUUAACUGGUGCAGCAAAAUCAUUAUUGUGUGGAGUUUGAUGCACAAGAAGGAAGUAAUUCAGCUGAUGAGGUAAACACAUUUCAUUUGUAUCAACCAGUAUGUUUUAUGCAGAGUGCCUGAGCAGUAACAAAUGUUGGAACCUCACAACCUUUAGAAUCACUAAAGCGGUAAAAUAUUAAUGCUUGUGGGGAAAAAACACUUGACUGAUUUUGUUCAAUAAUCUUGUUGCUAAACAAAAUAAAGUGUGAUGGCUCUCUUCAAAUGUGAAUUUCAUACCACUGCACUCUGAUAAUAUGUGGUUUUAAAAACUAUUUUGCACUGGAUUUUUUUUUCCACUGAGGGCUGCAUUUCUGUGUGUACAAGGUAGUAUUCAGAGUGUAAUUUUGCAAAAAAAAAAAAAAAAAAACAGAAUUGCAAAGCUUUUACUUCUUUCCACUGUUUCAUCUUUCUUUGUAGCAUUUUUCUAAAUACUACUGAUUUGUGUUGGUUUGGCUUAUUUCAGUUUGAUAGAAUAU
Molecule: messenger RNA, 2100 nt
Organism: Indicator indicator
Lineage: Eukaryota; Metazoa; Chordata; Aves; Piciformes; Indicatoridae
Gene: PPIF
Product: peptidylprolyl isomerase F
Exons: 6
Coding region: 1-609 (202 amino acids)
Biological process (GO): protein folding; protein peptidyl-prolyl isomerization; cellular response to hydrogen peroxide
Cellular component (GO): mitochondrion
Molecular function (GO): peptidyl-prolyl cis-trans isomerase activity
Source: RefSeq, a predicted model, not a curated record